AUGUCGCUGGCCCCGCCGGCGGGCCGCGAGCUCGCCAACGACGAUAACAACAACAACAUCAACAACAACAACAAUAACGUGAGCGACACCUGGCACCUGUGCGUCUACGCCUUCGACGUCAAGCCCUCGAGCGCCUCCCGCUGGGACAGCGGCAAGACGCCCAGCUGCAGGGGCCUCGUCGCCGACGAGUGCGUCGAUCAGCUGUCCAAGGACGCCGCGGCGAGCUACGCCAGGGACUCGUGUCCGGCGUUUGACACCAAGCCCGCGUGCCUGCCAGACGGCCAUGGCCUUGUCGCUGUCCGGUGA
This is a messenger RNA of Purpureocillium takamizusanense, 306 nucleotides long. RefSeq lists its product as uncharacterized. The record is from RefSeq and is a predicted model, not a curated record. The coding region runs from base 1 to 306 and encodes 101 amino acids. NCBI's taxonomy places the organism in Eukaryota, Fungi, Ascomycota, Sordariomycetes, Hypocreales, Ophiocordycipitaceae. The transcript has a single exon.